UGCGACCGCCGUCCUGGGAGAGGAGACGCGGGGCUGGGAUGGUGACUGCCAAGGCAUGGGUUCUGAAGAAGCAUUUUGAGGGUUUCCCCAAAACCAGUGACUUUGACCUAAAGAAGAUAGAGCUUCCAAACCUAAAGGAUGGAGAGUUGCUGCUUGAAUCAGUGUUUCUCAGUGUCGAUCCUUACAUGAGACCUUACAGUCGAAGGGACAUGAAGGAAGGGGACAUAAUGAUAGGCACACAGGUUGCCAGGGUUGUAGAAAGCAAGAAUCCUGCUUUCACAGUAGGGGCCUUUGUCGUGGCUGGAAGUGGCUGGAGAACUCAUUUCAUCUCUGAUGGGAAAGACCUGCAACUCCUUCCUUCCAGUUGGCCAGAAUCACUCCCCAAAUCUCUGGCUCUUGGGACGGUUGGCAUGCCAGGCCUUACUGCGUAUUUUGGUCUGCUGGAGGUCUGCAAGAUGAAGCCAGGAGAGACAGUGCUGGUUAAUGCUGCAGCUGGUGCUGUGGGCUCUGUGGUGGGGCAGCUCGCUAAAAUUGGGGGCUGCAAAGUGGUUGGCUGUGCUGGCUCAGAUGACAAGGUUGCCUAUCUGAAAAAAAUAGGCUUUGAUGAAGCCUUUAACUACAAGACUGUUACAUCUCUGGAUGAAGCACUGCGUACAGCCUCUCCUGAUGGCUACGACUGUUUCUUUGACAAUGUGGGUGGAGAAUUUGCCAGUAUUGCUAUCAACCAGAUGAAGAAAUAUGGAAGGAUUGCAGUCUGUGGAGCCAUCUCUCUGUACAACGACUCCGUGCCUCAGAAAGGGCCUUACGUGCAGGUUCCAAUGAUCUUCAAAGAGCUUCAAAUGGAAGGGUUUAUUGUGACCCGCUGGAAUAACCGCCGGGAGGAAGGUCUGAAGGCACUGCUAAAAUGGGUCAUGGAGGGAAAAGUGAAGUACCGUGAAGAAGUCACUAAAGGAUUUGAGAACAUGCCAAUGGCUUUCAUUGGAAUGUUAAAGGGAGAAAAUAUUGGAAAAGCUGUUGUAGAAGUCUGAAGAUAACAUAUUCCUGGGAGACUGGCACAGGGGAAUGGGAUUCUGUUAAGUGCUUUUAACUCACGGAUUGAAAGGCAUGUUUCAUUCAGUCUUUUUGCUGGACAUUUGGUGAUGAUAACUUCUGUUAAUAAUUGGGCUAACACGUGUGAGUAUAUGCCAAUCACUUUGCUCUUGAAGAACUUGAGAAUUGCUUCCCAAAGCUACACAAAAAAAAAAGCGCCUUAAAACUGCCGAACUUCAUCAGAACUGUAACAGAUUUAAUAGUAGCUUGAACCUUUCUGCGAGUUGGCUUGUAGAAAGUAAAAGCAAUUCCAGAAGCUUUGCCAGCUGAUGGCACAUGUGAUGACUAAUGUUUACCCAUUGAUUUGGCCCAGAACUCCUCAAGAGGGUUUUUUUAACCUGUAUCAAGGCGCAAACAACACCUGGGGGUUCCCUGCUUCUUCACUGGCUGGCUUUUCUUUUUUGCUUUCAUCAGGAAAUGUAGAUGUAUCAGUUACUCUGAGAUAAUGGAAAGAAAAAAUAAAUCUGUUAAGGGA
Gavia stellata (red-throated loon) is the source of this 1564-nucleotide messenger RNA. RefSeq names its product prostaglandin reductase 1 (gene PTGR1). Lineage: Eukaryota; Metazoa; Chordata; Aves; Gaviiformes; Gaviidae. Gene Ontology annotation, cellular component: cytoplasm. The record is from RefSeq and is a predicted model, not a curated record. The transcript has 10 exons. Gene Ontology annotation, biological process: prostaglandin metabolic process. The coding region runs from base 39 to 1028 and encodes 329 amino acids. Gene Ontology annotation, molecular function: 15-oxoprostaglandin 13-reductase [NAD(P)+] activity; 2-alkenal reductase [NAD(P)H] activity.